Lactuca virosa is the source of this 237-nucleotide messenger RNA. The record is from the annotation of a GenBank genome assembly. Lineage: Eukaryota; Viridiplantae; Streptophyta; Magnoliopsida; Asterales; Asteraceae.
AUGGCUCCUACGAAGACUCAGGCAGAAUUGAAGAAGUAUGCUGAUGACACCAUGGCACAAUCUGUUGAUGCAAUGCAUGCUGCCAUUAGGGCUUUUGCCGAGACAGACUUCGCGUCCUACCUUCGUUUGGGUGAGCUCGGCCUUGCUGAUCUUCGCCAAUUGUGCACUGAGGAGGAGGAACACGUGCCAGACGAUGGCGUUUGGGGCACUGCUUUGACCCAACCUCGCUGGGGUUAA